This is a messenger RNA of Dothidotthia symphoricarpi CBS 119687, 1899 nucleotides long. RefSeq lists its product as uncharacterized. Lineage: Eukaryota; Fungi; Ascomycota; Dothideomycetes; Pleosporales; Dothidotthiaceae. Gene Ontology annotation, biological process: protein polyubiquitination. The transcript is spliced from 2 exons. Gene Ontology annotation, molecular function: protein binding. Bases 1 to 1899 code for a protein of 632 amino acids. The record is from RefSeq and is a predicted model, not a curated record.
AUGAAGCACCUCCCGGAUGAGAUCAUCCUCUACAUCAUCUCUUAUCUUGAACCCUCAGCCCUCGUCAACCUCCAGCACGUGUCGCGCCACUUCCUCAACCUCUCUCGCGACAACAAUCUCUGGAAAACGCUGUGUUUCGAGCACUCGGCGGCAGAACGCCGCAGACGCCGACUCGCGCCUACGGUCGACAUUGACCCGCGACUUGCUGAGCUCAUACGCGCUGCUGAUAACAUCUCGAGUACAUUCAACAUCGGCAUAAACGAUGCGAAUCACCCGAGUGGGGAGGUGCAGAGAGAACGGAAUGAGGGCAAGAGGAGAGCAGCGCUGCUCGCAAACUGGGAUCCGAGCUAUCCUGAGGAAAAGGUGAACUGGUAUCAAGACUUCAUACAAAGACAUGCGCCGCAGCAGGUUAGCUGGUUCCAGGAUGCCGGACAUGAUGAAGAGGAGGGAGACCGACGUGCGGCUACGGGUGCGGGGGUACUGUUCAAUGAGGAUGGCCUGGCAGACAAACUCGUCGCGCCGCUGGAGGACGGGAGUAUCAGCAUAUGGGACGCAUGUGCUAGCAGCGAGAGACAGGGCAGGCUUGUGGCCAAGAGCGAUAUUGGGCUACUACCAAACAAGAGCUCGGAUGACCUGGACCACGAUACACGCCUCACGCAGAGUCAGGCUAUCAUGACGGAGACUGGGGCCGUGGAGUGCGUAAGCAUCGACAGCAAGCUGAAAAAGGGCUUCUUUGCCGUGCAAAACGUCUUGAACGAGGUCGAUCUGCAGACGCUCAAAGUCGUCUCCAGAACACCGUAUCCCUUCCCCAUCACCGCUCUCUCAGAAGCACACCACCACACCCCAUUAACCGUCGGCACCAACUGGACCAUCCACCUGCACGACACUCGAAAGCCCCCUGCUCCUUCGUCAACACGUUGCGAGCUCAUCGGUGGGUCUGCAGACACAUCAUUCUCACGCCUGCAAACCGGCGACUUCGGUGGCCAUGUCUCACUCUCGCAACCUGGCGCCCUAUCCAUCAUUCACCUCCCCACAACACGAGAAUGGGACGGGAACGGCGAUAUCUGGGUGGGCGGCCGCUUCACGAGCAUGCUGAACUUUGACCGGCGCUUCUUCCCUCGACUACGCGGCACCGUGCAUUCCGGCGCGAGACUGUCUUGCAUGGCGACUCUGCCCCAUCCCUUUGUACCACACGACCUGCGUCUCGAUCGUCCCUACUCCUCCGCGAGGGACCUCUCCGAGGCAAAGGACGCACAGGGCCAUACACUCAUCGUUGCUGGUGAAUACAAGGGCAAGGGCUCGCUGGAGCUGUAUGGCCUAAGUUCCGAGCCAACGAGAAGCGUCAAUUCAAGCGACAGUCGCACCACACAUAACAACCGCGGCUGCUACCAGAACCGACAGACAGCUAGUAGCUCAAAACUGCUUGCCGUAGCGCCACACGGUACGCGCAUAGUGUUUUCAGACGGCGAUGGUAAUCUCAAGUGGGUGGAGCGUGAUGGAAGUACGCCUGUGAGACACUUCAAUAUCAACGAUUUGUCCCCGUCUCCACCGCCGGACACAUCACAUCCCAUUCUUCUCAACCCACAGGGCAGUGCGGCGGAGGAUGGGGAUAUCGUUCAAAAAAUCUUGCCAGCGGUUCGUACAACACAUUCCUCUGUUACGCCAGAGCUCGGCCAGGAUAACCUGAUUCUCUGGACGGGCGACGGGAAGUUGGGGCUUUUGGGCUUCGGCCGUGAACCCCCGCUACAUGCAGAUGUGUUUGAAGAUGCACUGGAGCGACAGCUCGACGGCGAUGGUGGGAAGGAGAAGGAGAUGCAGAAGGAAUACAGCGUGGAGAUGCGGAGGGCGUUAGAGGGGCAUGCCAGGGAGUUGCGAUGGCUGAAGGGGUAUGGGUUGUGA